UCCAUAUUCCCAACCCUCACACACACACACAAUCUCUCUCAAAUCCUCCCCCACCUUCCUUGUGGUCUCUUCCUUUCCCUGUCACUGUGUCCUUGGCCUGGUGACUCUUCCACCCUGUAUACUGCAGCAGAUGUCCUGCAAUGGCAUGGCCUCUUCCUUCUUCCCCUCGGGCUUCAUGUUCCAGCUUCAAGCUCCCUGUGAAGAUGACCACCAACUGGUCAGCCCUGUCCGCUCCCUCAUCCCCACCAACCUCCACCACCUCAGAGGUGUAGCUCCGGCGACGGGGAAGAGAUCGGCGUCGUUCUCAGGGGCCGAGACCUGCGAAGAAGCGAACGGCGAUGACGAAUUGUCCGACGACGCUUCGCUGGCCGGAGAGAAGAAGAGGAGACUCAACGUGGAGCAGGUGAGGACGCUGGAGAAGAGCUUCGAGCUAGGGAACAAGCUGGAGCCAGAGAGGAAAAUGCAGCUGGCCGUGGCGCUCGGGCUGCGGCCGAGGCAGGUGGCCAUCUGGUUCCAGAACAGGAGAGCGAGGUGGAAGACGAAGCAACUGGAGAAGGAUUACGAUGUGCUCAGGAGGCAGUUUGACGCCAUUAAAGCCGAGAAUGAAGCUCUGCAAGCCCACAACAAGAAACUCCAGACUGAGUUGCAUGUGCAGGCCUUGGCUCUCAGAGGUAGAGAAGCAUCAGAUCUCAUCAAUCUCAACAAAGAGACCGAGGGUUCUUGCAGCAACAGAAGCGAGAACAGCUCAGAGAUCAACUUGGACAUCUCAAGAACAUCGGUCGCCGAAAGGUCCUGUCCCCCUCUCCAAAUCUUGCCUUACUUCCAAUCAGUUAGGCCAGCUGACCCAGACUGCCCGAAGGUCGAGAAUGACGCCCCAGAAGGCAGCUUCAGCAACUUGCUGUGCAGCAUUGGAGAUCAAUCUGCCUUCUGGCCAUGGCCUGAUCACCACAACUUUCAUUAGCCACAACAUCUGUUGGGCGAACUGUGGAAAUCACUGCUGCAUUUUCGUCUCUGGUUGAAUUGUAUUGCAAUCUUAUGUUUGGAGUUCAAGUCCCUGAUGUAGAAAGAAGAACACUUGAAGGAAUCAAUAAGGAAACAAGAGUUCUUUGAUGCUUGUGCAACCUUUAAA
This is a messenger RNA of Musa acuminata subsp. malaccensis (wild Malaysian banana), 1129 nucleotides long. Its product is annotated as homeobox-leucine zipper protein HOX21. Lineage: Eukaryota; Viridiplantae; Streptophyta; Magnoliopsida; Zingiberales; Musaceae. Gene Ontology annotation, biological process: positive regulation of DNA-templated transcription. The record is from RefSeq and is a predicted model, not a curated record. Gene Ontology annotation, molecular function: sequence-specific DNA binding; DNA-binding transcription factor activity, RNA polymerase II-specific. Gene Ontology annotation, cellular component: nucleus.